UAUGUUCGUCACGGGCGCACUGCUGUUCCUCUCGGCUGUGCUACUGGCAGCGCUUCUCAUAUGGCGACGGUGGCAUUUCUCUUACUUCGAGAGAAUUGGCAUCCCAGGACCGAAGCCUAGCCUAAUCUGGGGGAAUAUCUGGGAGUACCACUCAAUGGAGAUUUACAAGGUGAUGGGAAAAUGGCUUGACCAAUACGGCGAUAUAUAUGGGUUCUACAACGGCGACGUUCCUUUUGUUGUGACCAGGGACAUAAACUUCGUAGAGCACGUCUUUGUUCGCAACUUUCAGAACUUCGUUGAUCGGGGCAACACAAUGGUGACCGACAAAAAUCACCCUGUGUUGAAGAACUCCAUCUUGCACGCUGGCGGCCUCCCGUGGAAAAGUAUCCGGUCAUGUGUUGCGCAGGGCUUCAGUAGCAGCAAGCUGAAACAGAUGAUGCCACACAUUGAAGAAGAUGCAAGCAUCUUCCUCAAGUCUCUUGAGCAGUACGCGGACACUGGAAAAGAGGUGCACAUGCUUCGCAAGUUUGAAGAACUCUCCAUGGACUACAUAGCCCGAGGAUCAUUCGGCAUCGACGAACGCUUUCAAGGGAAGCCUGACCAUCCACUCAUGGCCAUCGCCAAGGGUACCCUAAGGGGUCUCAUGAAGGGACCUUUUCAUAUCGUCGCACAGAGCACGACCUCAUUUGGGGCGCUCAUGAAGCCUCUCUACUGGCUUUCACUUGCCCUUGGAGAAUUUUCAUUUGAAGACCUGAAUGAACAGACAGCCAAGGUGAUUCAGCUGAGAAAAAGUGAUCCCUCGCUACGAAAGCAUGACGUCUUGCAAAAUCUCCUCGACGCGGAGUACAUCGAGGCAGAAGAGGAACGUGACGAUAACAAAGUUGCAAAUGGAAGUGCCAGAAAGAGGGUGCUGACCACCGAAGAAAUUAUAACGAGCGCUGCAGUGCUUUUCAUUGGCGGGUUUGAAACUACAGCAACGGCCUUGAGUUACGUAGCCUACUGCCUCGCGAAACACCCGGAUGUCCAAGAGAAGCUUCGGCGAGAAGUCGUCGAUGCCAUCGGUACAGACGGCUCCCCGGACUAUGAAACAAUCAUGAAAAAGUUGAAAUACCUGGAACACGUAGUGGAUGAAACACUACGACUUUAUCCUCCAUCAGUAUCGGGUGUGAAUCGACAGGCCAAAGAAGACUUCGAAUACAAUGGCAUCAAGUACAAGGCAGGUACAAACGUCAUGGCAGCGUUGUACCAGAUACAUAGAGACCCACGAUAUUUUUCGAACCCUCUGGAGUUUAAUCCCGACAGGUUUUCCCCGGGAAAUGAAGCCUCGUUUACGAAAGCAGCAUUCAUGCCCUUUGGCGUGGGGCCUCGCAACUGCGUCGCAAUGAGGCUGGCGUUGCUAAAAGUGAGGUACACUGUUGCCAAGAUGGUGCAGAAGUACCGCAUGGAACUAGGCCCCUCUCAGAAGGGAACCAUGGAGCUGGGCCAAUAUGCGAUGGUAUCAACGCCAGCAAGAGGGCCCUGGAUUGUCCUACACAGUUUGGCGAAUGAACGCUGAGAAAAUUCAUUCUCUGAGUGGGCGUUCAGAUGGCCUCCCCAUGGCAUACAUAUGGAGUUGUUCAUUUCUAUCCCUUGUCCUCACUACGUAUGUGGCUUUGUCAUGUGCAUAAUUAUGAGCUCUCUAAUAAAUAUUCUUGAGUGUG
Molecule: messenger RNA, 1700 nt
Organism: Dermacentor andersoni
Lineage: Eukaryota; Metazoa; Arthropoda; Arachnida; Ixodida; Ixodidae
Product: cytochrome P450 3A14-like
Molecular function (GO): monooxygenase activity; oxidoreductase activity, acting on paired donors, with incorporation or reduction of molecular oxygen; iron ion binding
Source: RefSeq, a predicted model, not a curated record